AACGGCAAUGUAGUGAUGGGUAGUGACACAUCUGCUUGUCAUAUACCCACAUGUGAAGACAUAAGUCAGCUUGAUGUGGUUGGUAAUACAUUUGUAUUGUUAUCACAAUCAAACCUUUCUAAGUCUCAAGUUUCAUUCGUUCUGGUAGUCGAAAAAGAAACUGUCUUUUCAGCAUUACGCGAGAUUCAAUUUUCUAGAAGUUCAGUACAUGGCCAUAAUAUAAUUCUGACGGGGAAAGGUUACCCAGAUAUUGCAACACGCGAUUUAUUAAAUCAUUUGGCGAACGUUAUACCAGAGAAUGUCCCUUUUAUUGGCUUAGUUGAUUCGGAUCCGCAUGGUUUACGUAUUUUCCUAACGUAUAAAUUUGGUAGCGAAAACAUGCAACAGGAAAAGCUACAGAUGGCAUGCCCAAGAUUGAAACUUAUGGGUUUGCGUAAUGCGGAAUUUGAUCUGUUGUGCAUUCCUCCAAACCAGGCUUUAAGUAUCACCAAAAAAGAGAAGACGAUAUGCAAAAAAAUGAUUCAGCGUCUAGAUUUGAUGGAUAGAUCUGCAUUCGGUGUGAAGGAGCUCAAAGACGAGAUAAAGCAGAUGGUCACAUAUGAUCGGAAGUUUGAAAUAGAGGCGCUUUACAGUGCCCCUACACCUAACGGCGAGACUGUAUUUAGUGGACAGGUGCUUGGGGAGUACAUUGAUAGCAAAUUAACUAUAUGGCUUAAGCAACAGGCUAUACUAGAUGAAGCUGGCUUUGAAGAUAUGUCUAGUAUUCUAUCAUAUUGUGAACAUUUUGAAAACUACACAAGUAACAGUGCCACGGACUCUACUCUCGUAGAUAAUUUCCUUGUCCUUUCUAAUAGUCAAGACGAGGACGACUUUAUCCUUGAACAGUAAUACACUACUAGACAUGUAGUAUAAUAUUAUCACAAAUUCCAUGAUAGUAUGUGAUUUUGAACAUUGAUGAGAUUAUUCGUAGCUUAUCACAGUUCAUUCAAGAGGUUUUUUUUUGGCAAGGUCUGUUCACUUGAGUCACCUUUCUAUCUAUAUCUAGCAACAACGCUUUAUUUCCACGGUUUUGUUAUACAAUGGACUCUACUUAAGCCUCUUUGAUUCGAUAGAUGUAUUUCACUCUAAGUUUCUGGACGGGCUGAGCACUUUUUGGUAAGGUAAUGUGUAUACAUGUUUAAACUUGAACAAGCGACUUCACGUGUCCCUGUCUCUGCGUGAGGCAUACCAACUUCUUACACAUCUCCAUAUCAUGUUCCCCUGCGCAUAUCGUACAACGUAAGAGGGUCUGCAUACUUUUUGGUUAUGUCUCAACUUGUCACAUUGAGACAUUGCCUCAGAAUGAAGCUUCUGGUUCUACUCUUGUAGUUUCG
Wallemia mellicola CBS 633.66 is the source of this 1373-nucleotide messenger RNA. RefSeq names its product DNA topoisomerase IV, alpha subunit. Gene Ontology annotation, cellular component: nuclear chromosome. Bases 16 to 888 code for a protein of 290 amino acids. Gene Ontology annotation, molecular function: DNA binding; DNA topoisomerase type II (double strand cut, ATP-hydrolyzing) activity. NCBI's taxonomy places the organism in Eukaryota, Fungi, Basidiomycota, Wallemiomycetes, Wallemiales, Wallemiaceae. The record is from RefSeq and is a predicted model, not a curated record. Gene Ontology annotation, biological process: meiotic DNA double-strand break processing; meiotic DNA double-strand break formation; reciprocal meiotic recombination. The transcript has 5 exons.